This is a messenger RNA of Tachysurus fulvidraco (yellow catfish), 3219 nucleotides long. RefSeq lists its product as uncharacterized. NCBI's taxonomy places the organism in Eukaryota, Metazoa, Chordata, Actinopteri, Siluriformes, Bagridae. The transcript is spliced from 2 exons. Bases 1819 to 3126 code for a protein of 435 amino acids. The record is from RefSeq and is a predicted model, not a curated record.
CCUAGUUGCAGUUCUCCAGAAAAAAUAAGUGGUCAUAUUUCCCGUGCCGUCAGAUCCUUGAUCUUCAGAUGCCAUCCUUUGUUUUGUGUUUGUAAAAGCAUCAUCUUUUUACUCUUAAUUCAUAAUGUACCUGGCAUCUUAUUAAAAGGCAAAGACUAAGAUGAAUCCUGACUCGUCUGUACUUUAUGGAUGGAGUUUGGCUGGCUGUUAAAUUGCAUUGGUAGAUGCAAGGAGAACAGUACAGUAAAAAGAUGAUAAUCCUACAAGCAAAUCAAGUUACAUGGCAGAAGAUUGUAGUCACAAUUGUACCAUGAACCACGACAAGAAGCUUACAGCCUCUGCAGAGGAAGACGCAGAGGAAACCAUGAGCACAGUAGACGGGCUUCUGAGGCAGGCUCAAAACGCUCUCAUUCAUCACGAUCAUCGCGGUCAUCAAGAAUGUCAGCCAGCAUGGCAGCAGCCACUGCACGGGCUCAAGCAGAAGCGGCACAAACUUGUGUAUUGUUUGUAAAGAAAGAAAAUGCAAUCAAACUGGACAAGAUUAAAUUAGAAAUGUCCCACAAACUGGACAAAGCCAGAAUGGAGGCAGAUUUGGAGGUACUCCAACAUGAAAGAGAACAAUCUGCUGCUUUGGCCCGGCAGAAGUGUUAGAAGCAGCUGUAGCAUCAAUUGAGGACAAUAUUUCAAGUGCUAGCUUCUCUGUGUCUUCACAUAGCAAAGUGGAGCGCACCAAAGACUAAGUUGAGAUGAAAAGUGGGGUGGAACUAAAUAAGCCAAAAGAAACAGACAUUCAGAAUUCGAAUUACAGCAACAAACUAUACCCUGAGACCUCAGACCCCAACUGUUCUGCUCAUAGUCUCAAUAAAACGAAUCGUGAACAGGAUGCCUUCACUGAACUGCCAUCUCAGCCACUUGAUCAGUCAUUUAGAGAUGAAGUUAAACAAGAAACAUAUAAUCCUCAUGCAUCAUGUUUCUCUUCGAGGACACUUAUCCCAGCAUGGCCACAUUCAGUUCCGUUUCACCAGCCAGAAUCCUCAGGUAUGUUAGACUUAGCAAAACAUUUAGCAUGUCGUGAGCUUGUAAAUACAAGUCUCGUGAAGUUUGAUGACAGACCUGAGAGUUUUAGAGCAUGGAAAUCAGCCACUGUUGGAGCCACAGAGGGUUUGGGACUGACAGCCGGUGAAGAGCUGGACCUGCUUAUUAGAUGGCUCGGCAAAGAAUCAUCUGAAAGAUAGCUUAUGUCUCACAGCUGAAGCACAAGGUAUCCCUCAUGUCUACAAGGGUGCAUGUGCAAGCAAAGAAAAUCUCCUUGGCUGUUCGGUGUUCAAGCACACAAGGGAUGAUGACAAGCCUGCUCUGUCUGUUGAUAUCUUCCUGGACAUUAUGGACAACGAGUUCUUUAGAGAUAGUGACAAUAGCUGGGUGGGUCCUCUCCCCUUCAGACACCCUAGACCUCUUCUUCCCAAUAACAGAGAGCAUGCUCUUACUCGUCUCUACUCUCUUCGUCGGACUUUGCUGAAAAGACCAGAGAUGAAUCAGCAGUUCACAGACUUCAUGCAAAGGUUGUUUGAAAACGAUCAUGCAGAGUAUGCUGCUCCUCUAAGCAUUGACCAGGAACGCUGGUAUUUACCAUACUUUGGGGUUUAUCACCCAAAAAAGCCUUACCAAAUUAGAGUGGUGUUUGAUUCCAGCGCUCAAUAUCAGGGUCUCUCACUGAAUAGCGUCCUUUUGACAGGACCAGACUUGAACAACAGUUUGUUAGGUGUGCUGAUCCGGUUCUGAAAGGAGCCUGUUGCCGUGACUGCCGAUAUACAGCAAAUGUUCCACUGUUUCACAGUGAGAGAAGAUCACAGAGACUAUUUGAGGUUCCUGUGGUUCCGUGACCACGAUCUCGAAAAGGAUGUGAUUGAAUGUAGGAUGAAAGUCCAUGUGUUCGGAAAUAGCCCCUCCCCAGCAGUGGAGAUUUACAGACUUCAUCGGGCUGCCAAAGAAGGAGAGCUUAUGCAUGGAACCGACACCUACAACUUUGUGAAGAGAGAUUUUUAUGUGGAUGACGGUCUGAGGUCAUUUCCAACUGCUGCUGAAGCUGUUGAUUUACUUCGCAGGACACAAGCAUCCCUGGCAGAAUCGAAUUUAAGGCUCCACAAGAUAAUGUCAAACAGCCCAUUAGUCUUGUCAGCCUUUCCACCCGAAGACUGCGCUAAAGGUGUCAAAGAUCUUGAUUUUGGAGAUGAAACCGUACCAGCUCAACAUAGUCUUGGCCUGAACUGGGAAAUAUCAAUGGACACCUUUACAUUUCACUCACCAGACAACAGCAAACCUCUGACUCGUCGUGGCAUUCUCUCCACUGUUAACAGCUUGUAUGACCCUUUGGGCUUUGCAGCACCUGUCACAAUUCAAGGACGAUCCUUGUUAAGAGAGCUAUCAAAAGGAAUAGAAAACUGGGAUGAGCCCCUCCCUGAAGAGAAAUGCAGGGAGUGGGAAAUGUGGAGAAAUUCAUUGCAAGAUCUGGAAAGAAUUCAUGUUCGAAGGACAUAUAGCUUGAAGUCACUCUCCAAGGCAAAAUGUACGGAGCUGUGCAUAUUUUCAGAUGCCCCCUUCAAGGCUAUUGGAGCAGUAGCAUAUCUUAAGACAAUCUAUGAAGAUGGACAGAUCAACAUUGGUUUCGUCUUGGGUAAAGCUAAAUUGACACCUCCAGACGAACCUACAAUUCCUAGAUUGGAACUUUGUGCAGCUGUAUUAGCUGUUGAGAUAUUAGAUCUAAUUUUGGACGAGAUUGAUUUCGAACCAGACUCUGUAAAGUUUUUCUGUGACAGCAAAGUUGUAUUGGGUUACAUACACAAUGAAAGUAGGAGGUUCUAUGUGUAUGUGCACAAUCGCGUUCAAAGAAUCAGGCAAUCAUCAAAUCCUGAGCAAUGGCAUUAUGUGCCUACCGAGCACAAUUCAGCCGACUGUGCAUCCAGGUCUGUUCUAGCUUCUCUUCUUACAGAUUCCAUGUGGUUGACAGGACCAGACUUUCUUUAUAGACUUUUGGAAAGUGAGCUAAUCUUGAAAGAGACCUUUGAGCUGGUGAAUCCAGAGACAGAUUCAGAGGUUCAUCCUUCACCCCAAGUGAGCACUGUUUGAUAGGUGUAGUAAAGAGGAUUCUGGACUCAAUGUUGCUGCAGUACAGAUCUCGUCCCCUUUCACAUGAAGUCUUAUGCACUUUCAUGGCUGAAA